Molecule: messenger RNA, 5321 nt
Organism: Lycium ferocissimum
Lineage: Eukaryota; Viridiplantae; Streptophyta; Magnoliopsida; Solanales; Solanaceae
Product: NADH-ubiquinone oxidoreductase chain 1
Exons: 1
Coding region: 2598-2987 (129 amino acids)
Biological process (GO): aerobic respiration
Cellular component (GO): membrane
Molecular function (GO): NADH dehydrogenase activity
Source: RefSeq, a predicted model, not a curated record
ACGGCCUUUUAAGCGCCUCUCACAACGGACUCGACACCAAUCAUGAUGGGGCGGGAUUGGUCAUCUUCUAGCUUACUCUGCUACAACUAUUGUGACUUCCAUGCUACUAAGCUAAUAAGAUCGGGAGAAAAAGUUCUUAAAGAAUGUUCAUUUUAUUUGAGUUGUAAUCAAGGAGCUAUGUAUAUAGCACUCAGAUGAGGCUUAGUGAAAAACUAAACAGAACAGAUUCAAGUUAAGUUAGCCCAACCCAACAAGGGUUAAUCCAGCUACAAAUGAAAGAGUAAAGCACAUUAUCUUCAUUCUACUUCCAAUUAGAUGUGUUACGCACAGUGACAUUUGCCAAUCCUGUUAGAAAUCAAUUGAAAAAGAAAAUCAAGAGUGCUUAGUGCUUGGUCCCAGAUAGCAGCUCCUGAUGAACUGCCCAGCUAGGCACGAUCGCAGACAGACACAAAUGGGGCGCCGCUUGCCUUAGUGAGCUCGAAAAACAGGAAGGAAGGGGAGGACGCCUUUGCACAAGAACAAAGGUUGAGUCAUAGGGGAUUGCUUGAGGAAGGCCCACAUACCAUUCCGAGGGGUCCUCUCUCUUCCUCAUUCUAUUUCUGACUUAUGGAUUGCCUUAAGAAAAGCAUCAUUUCCUUCCUUUUGCUAGAUUCGAAAAAAUUCUACCGACCAAGCUGACCUUCUUGUGUCACGAGUGAUGUCAAACCUCCUUCUUGUCUUCUAUUCCGGGAAGUGGUAUAAUAGGUCCCCUAAGGGAAGCCCUUUGGCAGCUGUCCGAGCCUUCCCUUGAUUGUGCCUUUAGGCUUUCUUCUUGCUGCUUUGUUUGCGCUUUCGAAUCCGCUUCUGUAAAGAAAGGAGAAGAGAGAGGCGUCGGCUAACUAAGGACGAUGAUGGAAACUCUCCCAGAAAGGUGAGCAAGAAGAGUCUUCACUACUAGCUAGUAUUGAAAGAAAAGAAGGCCUACCUUCGCUUUGUGCGCGUUGAGCUUUCUUUCCUGUAGGAUAGGAAGAAUGGAAUAGGAAGAUAAAAGGACAUUUGAAGGAGUGAAACUGAACCAGAAAAAGGCCCUUCUCUCCGGCAUCAACAUCCUUUCGUAGUACCCUACCCCCAGGGGAAUUCGAAUCCCCGCCCUCUCCUUGAAAGAGAGGUGUCCUAACCACUAGACUUUAGGGGUAUAUAGAAUAGACUUUUCCUCAGAAUAAGGUUCCCAUCUCUUCCACUCUAUCUCCUUAUUGGAUUGGUAGGUACAUUCCUCUUUCAGUUCACUUAGUCGACUAGACUGCUUUCCCUCACAUUCUACUCUUCAUUCUAAUUAUAGAUUGACGAAGGUUCUUUAUUCCCAAUACUGGUCUUCAUUCAAUGCUAGCAUCUCUCUCAGCUGAAAGAAGAUCAACUCUCACCCCUUUUUCGCUUUAGUCGGAAGAGCCUCUCUCCUCCUCGAGUUCUAAAUCAGCAAGAGAAGAGGGACCGGCAAGCGAGAUGAGCGAAGGAAAAGCCUCGUCGAGCAAGAAAGAGAGGAGUGACCGCAAGCUAGCAAGAACGAAAGAAUGAGCGAGAGCAGUGAGGCUUAAGAGAGAAAGAAAAGGGUGGAUACUUUUCCGGGUAGAAGGUGACUGAACUCCGUUCGUGAUCCCAGCCCUGGAAUCACUUAAGACUCGUACAAGCAGAGUGAAGUUCUAGAUAAAGAUAAGAUAAUAAGCAUGAAGCUUGCUUUUCAAAUCGACGUCGCGCCAAGCCUACUUGUGAAGAGUCAUCGGGCUAUUUGCAGAGUAAAGGAAGGCGUCUUGUCUUGGCCUAGGCCUACUUGGGUCAACACCCAUAAAGUGUUGAAUAUCAUUAUAGUUUGUUUUUAGUAUAUAUCUUUCUUUUAUUUAAUCCUGAGGUUUUUUCUCAGAAUAUCGUAUAUAGUGUAUAUAGUAUAUGUACUUUAUUGUCUAAUAGACUUCUCUCUUUAGUAAGAUUUUGCUUUUCAUAAUCAUAAUGUUUCCUUAUGAUUUUUUUUGCUAAAAACACAAGUACUAUUUUGAAAAAAAAUCCUUUCUGGUUUGCUUUAGCUUUUCCAGCAUUCGCCGCCCCUUCAAUAGCCUUUUGCGCGGAUCCUGCACCUGCGCUUCCAGACCUCAACGAGAUUCCAGUAGGCCUUUCUCCUGCUGAAAUUGCCCAAUUGCAUCGGGAGACUGAAGAGAAUGCCGCCCAGUGUGGCAGGCUCUUGCAAGAAAUCUGUGGGCAGGCAAAAGAUUUGUCCGUCAGGCAGGAGCGCAGGACGAGCUCACGCUCGAAAAAUUAGUAGACGCCGUCAGGUAUCUUGCAGACGUGGACGAGUUGCCCGAAGAGGAGCGAAUCCCCACUCUCAUUGAGUUCAGGGCCCAAAUCAAUAAUAAAGACUCGCCCAUUUGGUUUCAUAUAGAUAAAGAAAUGAAAAGAUGGGGGGGUCGUGGUCUAUGCUAAAUUCUUUUUCUUAGAUAGAAUGAAUGGAAAAGGGGUGCUUGUGUUGUGGUUUUCGUAGUUGCAAGAAUUUUUUUUUCGAGAAAAGGUCCCCUCCUUCAAUAUCAUGAUUGGGUCGACCGGGCCAGAUCAUGAGUGAAUAGAAAAAAAAAAUGUACAUAGCUGUUCCAGCUGAAAUACUUGGAAUAAUUCUACCACUUCUACUAGGAGUAGCCUUUUUAGUGCUAGCUGAACGUAAAGUAAUGGCUUUUGUGCAACGUCGAAAGGGUCCUGAUGUAGUGGGAUCGUUUGGAUUGUUACAACCUAUAGCAGAUGGUUUGAAAUUGAUUCUAAAAGAACCUAUUUCACCAAGUAGUGCUAAUUUCUCCCUUUUUAGAAUGGCUCCAGUGGCUACAUUUAUGUUAAGUCUGGUCGCUCGGGCCGUUGUACCUUUUGAUUAUGGUAUGGUAUUGUCAGAUCCGAACAUAGGGCUACUUUAUUUGUUUGCCAUAUCUUCGCUAGGUGUUUAUGGAAUUAUUAUAGCAGGUUGGUCUAGUAAUUAGGGGGCGGCCGUUCGGUCGCCUAUGAUACUAGGACCAAUAGGUUCAAAAUGGGUUUGUGCCGCAGGUGUUGAACGAUCUACUCUACACAGGUGUGGGCUUACAGGGCUAGGGCUCAUAAACCCUUUCUUUCAUUUAUCAAUAGGGCCCUGCCCUGGUCGGUCACUUUUCUGGGCCGGGAUCGAUAAGUGGAAGUCAUAAAAAAGAAAUCUUUCUCUUCGCACCUCAGAUCAAGAGGAAGGGUUGCUUGUCAAGCUGGCCUAUAUAUAAUAAUAAGAAAUUUCUUUCUAUUUUCUAUUAUUAUAUAAUAGAUUCUAGUUGAAAAAUGGAAAGAUUCGCUUUCUUUUAACCGGCUCCUUCUUCUUUGUCAACGCUACUAAGGACCUAUAGGUUUGCCUACUUUACUUAUUAAAGAUAAUGAGAAUGGGUUAUUCAAACAAAAAGGAAAAGGCCCUACGACGUUUCGCAAGCCUUUGUCAUUGUCAGUCAACUAAGUAGGGCCUGAGGCCCCCUGCGAAUCCGUAAAUCUGAGGAGCAUGCCGCAACAAAAGGAUGGUCCCCUAUGCAUUUCAUUUUUUCCUUAAGGGAAAAAAAAGUACCCCCCAUCAUAGUGAACCUCUCCUUGUGAUCGGGAUGAGGUAGAUGCCUCCCAGCCGGGGGGCGGAUCGAAUCGGAGUUUCCUUAGGUAGCCACCGACCUACAGUUAUCCUUAAACUUCCGUGCUUGGUGGAGAAGAAGCGAACAAAAGUACGCUCGCUUGCUGUCUUGUUCUCUGUCGCGAACUGGGAUCGCUCGCCAGCUAGGUCAGAUUGGAGCAAGAUUUUAUGAGAACAUAUUCCCCAUAUUCGGGGACAAGGGGCGGAACGACCUCUCGAUCUACUUACUGCAGCCCAGGAAGAAAAACGUCGUCUAGGCGUUCCCUGUUGCUCCGAUCUCCCCUACGCCUAGGACGUUGUCUGGGCCAAGAGCCAUAGUUAGUUGCUGUUUCUGGUUGUUUCUUCCUCGUUGUUGAUACCGGCAAGACCCAGCCAGAUGAUGUCUGCUGGUUGGUAGUGAGAGGACUCUUAGUACCUGCAUACCCAAAAGAGGGCGCUGGUUAAAAAACAAUCCUAAGAUUUUCUUUCUUGCUCUCCCUUAGCAGCGGGAAAGGAGUCUAUCUAUCUGCCUAGCUUUGGUAGAUUUCCCCCAACGCAAUCCACAGAAAUUCCACGAAUCCCUUGGUGGAUAAGUCCGACGACUCAGCAGCAGUGCGGAAUUGAGUUUCUUGUCUGGUGGAUCUGAUCUAUAGUUAGGGGGCAAUACAUACCAAAAGGUUCGAAGAAGGAAGGCGCAUAAGAGUAUAUAACCAACCUACCCUUCUGUAUAACCUAUUCACAUUAGUGAAGCGGUUGGAUGCAUAAGGGAAGUGCACGUUUGUGAGACCUUAGUCGGGAUGCAUAGGUGAGUCAACCUACGAGCACGGAAGAGCGUGGUACCGCUACCCCUCUCUAAGUAAAGGUAAGAUUCUUAGCCCUGUAGAUGACUCCAUCUAAAAUACAAUAGGGACAGCCGUUUUCGGCUGCUCGUUUCGUAUCUUGAAGAAAGAGUAGGCUUAAGUAAUGUAAUAGGGGUCAGGUCAAUAAUAGCUAUGCUAUUGCCCUACUGAUUGUUGGCCUCCGCCCGAUCCCGAAUGCACAUUUUUUCGGGUUCAUCUUCAAUUGAUGUUUUCUUAACCUUUCGAAGACCUUGCGUCAAUUUUCGAUGUGGUCGGUUCUUUCUUUUGAAAAGACUACCAAAUCGUCCACGUAAGGCUCGCAUAUGUUAUGUAGGAGGUCACUGAUAAUUUGUGUCAUCGCUCUUUGAUAUGUUGCACUUUCUUUUUCUUUUUUUUGGGCAUAUCGUAGUAAGGAAAGGAAGUGAGGGCACUCAUUCGAAUCGAAUAGCUGAAACUACUAGAACUCCUAUUUUUCUGCUUUAAGAGAAGCCUUCUAGCUCGUUUUAAAGCGUUGAAGAGAGAGAUAGGACAUUCUAAAGAUAGUUGUUGAGGAAGCGAUUUCUAACUACGAGUCCGUUUUCAAGCUAACUGAAUGCCUAUCUGCUGCUAGUUCUGUUCCACUAUCUGCUGUUACUGCUCUCGUUGCCGGUGUGACAGUCUGAGUAGACGGUGCUCUCUUUCCUGUUGUUUUUGGGGUUCAUAACCGGUGCUAUUGAAUCUGCAGUUAAGGGAAUAUCACCAGUUCUUGGAAUAAGAGCUCUGGGACUUCAUGGCUUUGAGGGAGGUUUAGCCUAGCCCUAAGCCUUUUCGGAAUAGAAUGCUUCUUUGACAGAGCUUCAAGCAAGAAGGAGGAAGGCCCUCUU